AUGCCCGGAUAUUCCCCGACUACCUGGAUGAGAGAGUGGCUGAGCACCCUGACCGAGAGGCGAUCGUCUUCUACACAGGACCAGGAAAGAGGGCAGCACUUUCUUACAGACAGGUCUCUUAGAACUGGGUCUGGUGCUGGGAGAUCGUGUCGUUAUCACUGCCCCAAACUGUCUCGAGUACCUGGACGUACUGCUAGGGUGCUCCAGAGUGGGCGUCUGUCUUUCCAUAUAAAGUCUGGCUCGACUCCCGAGGAACUAAUGACCUUGGUGGACAAGUACAAGGUCAAGGUCGUUAUCGUCCAUUCAGGUGGAGACACCAGCUUUGCCACCAGCGUCGUGGGCAAGUGCAAUGACUUCAAUCAUCCCAUGGAGCGUGUGAAAGUAGUAUGUGUUGAUUUCCAUGAGGAUACCUCUUUUUGUACCACGUAUUCCACCAUGCUCCACAAGGACCUGUCAGAGACACAGACUGCCGCCGUCUUCGCCGCCCAACAAAAGGUUCAGAUGGAGGACCCUUUACUUGCCUUGUUAACAUCUGGUAGCACAGGGCCGCCCAAAGCCUGCCUUUUCAAUCACUUCCAGUUCAUCCGAGUGUCCCUAAACAACAUGGCGGCGGGAUCGGUUCCUGACGGGGCUCGCUUUUUCAAUGAUCGUCCGUUUUCCUGGAAGGUGGGCGUGGCUGCCGGGCUGAACUUUAUCCCUGUCCGAGGAAUCACCCUGGUCUCCCAGCCCAGUGCCGUGUCCGUGACUAGAGGUGAUCUUGAAACUUCCUUCCGGAUCAUGCGCACUGAGAGAUGCACGCACGCGGUGAUUAUGCCGUACAUGCUGUAUGACAUCAGCAAGGCAAAGCCGUCCACAGGGCCGGAACUACCGCCAUUGCUGUACGGCCUCACCACCGGGCAGGUUACUCAAACAGAUGUUAUAAAAAGCUGCGUGGAGAAAUACCCGGGUCUAAUUAUUCUAAAUAUUUAUGGAGCAACUGAGAUCGACGGGUGGCCUUCAGAAGAGUACGCGGCAGACAACACAGAGAGUGGCGCCCUCGGGUGGUUUAAAAUCCAGGAGGGGGUCGCGGUCAAGGUUGUCGACGACGAAGGCCGGAUGGUACCCAGGGGGGAGCGAGGGGAGCUUUACGUUCGUGGACCAGCGGUCUUUAAGGGGUAUCUGGAUGACGAAAACCUCACGGCUAACGCUCUCACGCCAUUGAGGUGGUUUAAAACCGGAGACCUUGCCGUUAUGAACGACCUUGACAACAUCCGGAUACUGGGUAGGAAAUCGUUUGCAAUAAAAAGGGCAACCGUGUAUGUGAAUCCGGCGGAUGUGGAGAGCGUUCUCUCAGAGAAUCCUCAAGUUUCUCAGGUGGCAGUUGUUGGGGUCCCUGACCCCAGAUUGCACGAGGAACUCUGCGCGUGUAUUAUUCCUAGCAACGACCCGGAAACGGAAAGUGAAGAGGUCAUACUGAAGGAGAUUCGUGAUUGGUGUAGAAAGCAGUUCCUUCCCGGCCCAGACGGACUUACUCUGGCUCCGUGA
Lingula anatina is the source of this 1524-nucleotide messenger RNA. RefSeq names its product 3-[(3aS,4S,7aS)-7a-methyl-1,5-dioxo-octahydro-1H-inden-4-yl]propanoyl:CoA ligase-like. The record is from RefSeq and is a predicted model, not a curated record. Lineage: Eukaryota; Metazoa; Brachiopoda; Lingulata; Lingulida; Lingulidae.